AUGCAGCCUCCAGCGGGCAGAAACCUGCCCGUGAAAUUCGUGGACCCUGGCUUCACAGCAGCCGGGCAGCACCAGAAGAAUGCGAGGAGCUAUGGCAGCGGUUGGGCGCUGCUGUGCUGCGGCAUGGUCAGCAAGAGCCUCCUCAACCUCGUCCUUUCCUUCUCCGUGAAUGCCUUGCUGCUCUGCUUUGCGUAUGGAAAUGUGGCCCACCACCCCAUCGCUCUGGUCUACAACGACCUGCAUCCUCAGUGGGCCCACCACCCCAUCGCUCUGGUCUACAACAACCUGCACCCGCAGUGGGAGAAGAGCGUCAACUUCUUCCUGCACUGGGGCGGCCUCAGGUCCCUCGCCCUCACCUACACGCACAUCAUGCAACUCGACACCCUCAACUCCUACGAGGACAAGUGGCACUUCUCCUCCCUCACCUCCCUCAGUCUCAAGCUGCGCGGCAGCGUGGACACCUCCCAGCUGUUUGACGACGUGCCGAAGGACGAUCGGCGUGAGGUGGAGCAAGAAUGCUGGACCCAUUACCUCCACUGCCCACGUCUGCAGCGGCUGAAGCUGGGGCGCGGCAUGUGGGUUCUCCGGGCCGGCUGGGCGGAUGGGUUCAAGGCGCUGCGCUGUUUGACUCUCAAGCACGUGGACUGGGACUAUGUGGAUUUCAAGUAUCUCGCCACGCUCACACCACAGCUCACAGAAUUUACGCUUUACGAGCGCUGGGAUUUGGAUAACCCGUCCUACGGCCCUCGUGGUGGCGACAACAACAGAUACUCGUUCGACUUGUCAUCGGCCCGCGAUAUCCGGUUCUACUUGGUGCAAAGCAGCCUCACGCUCUUCCUCACCCUCUCCCGCUCACUCAAGGCCUUCUCAGCCGUGGCCAAAUGGCUGGUCCUCUCCUGCAAGAGCACCGUUCCUCUCUAUCUCCACCACCUCUCGCUGUACGGCCAGGAGCGUCUCGUCGUCUCCUCCCUCCGCCUCGCAUCCGCACGAGUGGCCUACCUCAACGGCCCUUGCAGCGAUUACCAUAGCCGCGACGACGACUAUUACAGCUACUGGGACUCCCCUGAACUAGAAGGUGGGCGCAGAGUGGAGCUGCCUCGCAGCCUUGGGAUUGUCGUGGAGAAUGAGGAGCGGUUUGAAAUGAAUCUGGAGGUGGAGAGGUGGCGGGAUGAUGGUGAGAAGGAGGUUACAGUGGAGGAGUUUCAAGAGCGGAAUCAAAGGCAGAGGAUUUUGCAGCAGCAGCAGCGGCAGCAGCAGCCGUGGCGGCAGCAGGAGGAGCAGGAAGAGGAGGAGGAGGAGGAGGAAGAGCAAGUAGGAAAACCCCCUCUUAUAAGGGCUCCAAACUUGCAAGCGAUAUUCUUCCCCACCCGCACAUGCGAGCAGCAAACCCUUGCUUUCCUUCGUGAAUCCUAUCCCUCCCUCGCCCUGUACUGCAUCGCAUGUCGUUCCUUCUACUGGGAGAAGCACGGGAAGGAGUUGGCUGAGACCCCUUUUGAGGCGAAUCAAGAGAAGCAGGGGAAAGAAAUGGCUGAGACCCCUGUGGUGCAUGUGAGGAAGGGGAGGAGCGGGGUGUCGAGCAAUAGUUGGGGGGGGGAGGCAGCCGAAGAAUGUGAGGGAGAAGAUGCACGGUGUGAAUAG
Molecule: messenger RNA, 1638 nt
Organism: Closterium sp. Naga37s-1
Lineage: Eukaryota; Viridiplantae; Streptophyta; Zygnematophyceae; Desmidiales; Closteriaceae
Source: the annotation of a GenBank genome assembly